GGUCAGCAGAGGUUCAGCUAGCUUUGGUGUUAUACAUAUUAGAUUUGUCUACUUCAGCCAUGCCUGUUGAUUUCAGUGGCACCUGGAACCUUGUCAGCAGUGACAACUUUGAAGGCUACAUGGUGGCCUUAGGUAUCGAUUUUGCCACUCGCAAGAUAGCCAAAAUGCUGAAGCCUCAGAAGGUCUUCAAACAAGAUGGGGACUCGUUUUCCAUCAGCACAACCAGCACUUUCCGCAGCUAUUUAGUCGAGUUCAGGAUUGGAGAGGAGUUUGAAGAAGACAACAAAGGCUUGGACAAUAGAAAAUGCAAGAGUGUGGUUAACUGGGAUGGCGACAAGAUUGUUUGUGUCCAGACUGGAGAGAAGAAGAACAGAGGCUGGACCCACUGGAUUGAAGGAGAUGACCUGUACCUGGAACUCCGAUGUGAAGACCAAGUAAGCAGGCAGGUUUUCAAGUGAGCGUGAAGCUGAUUCCUGCAAUACCCCCCAAAUGACAACAGCGCAGAGAACCACGUACAGGAGUGUUCGUGCAUAGCGGCACUUCAGACAUGGAGUGCUAACUGAAAAGGCAGCUUUACAGGUCAAACCUUCCUCCUCCACCCCUGGUGCUCUUUUUGUAAAAGCAUUCCAACCUGAUCCUUUCGAACAAAUGUUGUAACUGUUAACCUGCACUUACCACG
Molecule: messenger RNA, 679 nt
Organism: Zootoca vivipara (common lizard)
Lineage: Eukaryota; Metazoa; Chordata; Lepidosauria; Squamata; Lacertidae
Product: retinoid-binding protein 7-like
Molecular function (GO): lipid binding
Source: RefSeq, a predicted model, not a curated record